AUGGGUUCAUCAGCAGCAUGUUGGGUCAUCAAAUUGAUGAUCUGUUUUGUGUUCUUAUGCACAUUUGUUCGAAUCAGCAGUACUUCACCAGUAUAUGCUGAUGAUGAUGAAGAUCAAGCAUCGGUCGAUAAUACAUUUCUCAAUAAUUAUGCUGUUGCAUCUGGACGAUUUCAUAUUCCCGAAAAUUUAAAUAAUUAUCAUCAUCAUCAACAACAUAAAUUCUAUCAAAAUAAACAAGAUAAUCCUGACAAUGUACAAUUGUCGAAACGUAUUAUUAUGUUACCACGUGUUGGUCGUCGUUCAAUUCGGUCGACAUUGAAUGAAUAA
Adineta steineri is the source of this 327-nucleotide messenger RNA. The record is from the annotation of a GenBank genome assembly. Lineage: Eukaryota; Metazoa; Rotifera; Eurotatoria; Adinetida; Adinetidae.